Messenger RNA from Fusarium odoratissimum NRRL 54006, 2682 nucleotides. RefSeq lists its product as uncharacterized. The transcript has 8 exons. The coding region runs from base 753 to 2303 and encodes 516 amino acids. The record is from RefSeq and is a predicted model, not a curated record. Gene Ontology annotation, cellular component: plasma membrane. NCBI's taxonomy places the organism in Eukaryota, Fungi, Ascomycota, Sordariomycetes, Hypocreales, Nectriaceae. Gene Ontology annotation, molecular function: high-affinity potassium ion transmembrane transporter activity. Gene Ontology annotation, biological process: intracellular potassium ion homeostasis; potassium ion import across plasma membrane.
GGCAUGCCGAGGAGCAGGGAAAUAAAUUGCUCAGUAUAAAAUGCCUAGAGCGCUUUUCUUUCCAUUCUCACCCUUUCAACCGUAUCCUUAUUCCGUACAACGACUGUGCCUCUGGUCACUCAUCUUGCCCAACAUGCUACGCCCCCCGAUCAACUUCCUCACAUUACACUGUGAUGCUACCCACUUCCGCGUGCAGCCUCUACCAUUUGAUAGCUAAUCUUUGAUUUGCCGCUAGAUGCGUACAUCAUCUUGAUGGGCUUGAUAGCCCUGCCUAUCCUGUACCCUUACGGAAACAUGCCCGCCAUCGACGCUUGGUUCUUUGGUGCCAGUGCGUCCACAGAGUCUGGCUUGAACACUAUCGACGUCAAGGAUCUCAAGACAUAUCAGCAGCUCUACAUUUACUUCAUUCCUAUCUUGACCAACCUGGGCUUCAUAAACAUAGUGGUAGUUGUCGUGCGCCUCUUUUGGUUCAAGAGGCAUCUGAAGCGUCUUAGUGAGUAAUUUGCAAAUCCGUUCAAUCGUUACCCCAUGGCUUCUCACAGCAACCCGCAGCCCCUCAAAAUCUCGGCAACAGCCCAGGUAUACCUGAUGUCGACAUUGAGAGUGCUCGUCAUGAGUCAAAAGUCCCUGCUGAUACGACUGAAAACUCUGACGAAGUCACUAAUGAGCCAAAUGGUAAGGCUAAAGCGACAGAUGACCGCAUCGAAGAGAAUGCUACAAUUGCAAAUGAAGACAGGCGAGUGGCCCGUACCAUGACCAUCACCUUCGAUCCAUCCACCGAAAAGCACAAGGAAGACGCUGCCCUCUACAUCCCUGGUCCGCGAGCUCGCGACCGUGGGUAUCCAAUCGCUCCCAGAAGCCAUGAAGCCGCGCGUCAUCCAGACGACAGUGAUGAUGAUGAUGCAAUCAAACCUGUACCCAACGAAAUUCAGAACAACGGAAGCUCAUCCAUGCGUCGUCGGCGACGCUUCAGCAGUGAUGAUGGCCUUAAAUUCACAGAUUCCCGCUCCAUGGAUCGAGUCGCGGGCGUAGCAGCUUCGUUCCUGGUUCUGGGAUCACAGACAGCGCCUCAGCCGCGCGCCAUCUCUUCAGACUCCAACCGACAGCCUGUCAUCAACGACGUCCCUUUCCUCUCGCGCCAAGCUACCCUCGGAAGAAACUCACAGUUCAAGAACCUAACAUCACAUGAUCGAGAGAUUCUCGGUGGUAUUGAGUAUAGGAGUCUGAAGCUAUUGCUGAAGAUCGUCGUGGUUUACUUCUUUGGUCUUCAUAUCUUUGGUGCGGUUUGUCUCGUCGGCUGGAUCCAUACUGCUGAUAAGCAAUACGCGGAUAUCCUACAGUCAAGCGGACAGGAUAAGACCUGGUGGGGCAUCUACUCCGCUCAGACAAUGGUCGAUAACCUAGGCUUUACUCUCACACCGGACUCUAUGAUCUCAUUCCGCACUGCCAAGUGGCCCAUGAUCCUCAUGAGCUUCCUCGCAUUCGCUGGAAACACGCUCUAUCCUGUCUUUCUGCGUUUGGGCAUAUGGGUCAUGUCAAAGUUAGUACCAAAGACCUCACCUACACAAGAGUCCCUCGCAUUCCUGCUCAACUAUCCUCGUCGAUGCUACACGUUGCUCUUCCCUAGCGGUCCGACGUGGAUCCUCUUCGGUAUCAUCUUCGCUCUCAACUUCAUCGACAUCCUUCUCAUAAUAGUUCUCGACCUCUCCAAUCCCGAAGUUGCCUCUCUUCCACUUUCUCAGCGCAUCCCAGCCGCUAUCUUCCAGGCUGCAUCAGCGCGCCAUACUGGUACCGCUAGCUUCAAUCUUGCGAACGUCAGCCCCGCUGUGCAGCUCAGCUUACUGAUCAUGAUGUAUAUCGCCGUUUUCCCCAUCGCGAUCAGUAUUCGCGCGUCAAAUGCUUAUGAGGAGAAGUCCCUUGGUCUUUGGGACGAAGAGAAGCCUCUAGAUGAGAAGCAUAGCAAGACUUAUCUCUUAACGCAUAUGAAGAACCAGCUUGGUUUCGACCUUUGGUAUAUUUUCUUCGGAACUUUCUGUAUAUGUAUUUCUGAGUCGACGAGGAUAGCGGAUGUCAACGAGCCUGCUUUCUCGGUAUUUUCGGUCCUGUUCGAAGUUACCUCUGCAUACGGAAAUGUUGGGCUGAGUCUUGGGUACCCAACAGUGAGCACCUCACUCAGCGGCAUGUUUGGAACCUUUGGAAAAGCAGUCAUCUGUCUGAUGAUGAUUCGAGGGCGUCACCGUGGAUUACCAUAUGCCCUCGAUCGUGCCAUAAUGCUCCCCACUGGACAGAUUACUAAGAACUGAAUAGUUCUCGAUAGGAUACCGAGACUCUGGUAGGUAGUCGUUGCUGUUCAGGGUUUGAUAUGCGAUAUCCUUCCAGGGACUUCUCUAAUGAUUCGACUUGACGUCUUGGAAUAGGAUUUUCUUGAUGCCAGGCCAGUGUAAUUAGAGACUGGCGCAAAAUCUCAUCAAACACAAUCGAUGAUGUAUGUGAAGUAUUGAUCCAAGAUUCUCAAGAAAACUUGAAGUAGUACCAUUCCCAUGAUUAGGAUCAAUGCAAGCUUGGAGAAAAUCCUAGAUUAGGCGAAAUAUAUUAUAAAGACAGUGGAACUUUUGCCUAAUUAACUUGAUGCCAUUUUGAGACCGGGUUUCGAGGAUUUAAAUAGAGGUUUCGUUUCGUUGA